GCGCACGACCGUCGACAGAUGAUGUGUGAAUAUUUGAAGUUUGACCAGAUGGAUGCUCGGCGCUCCACAAUCAAAAGGGAACAUGCAUCUACAUGCGCCUGGCUCUUGAAGCACCACAUCUACACCCAAUGGGAAGACACUGAGAGUCUGCAAUGUGAUCACGGACUUUUGUGGAUCAAGGGAAAGCCAGGGUCCGGGAAGUCAACUCUGAUGAAGUUCGCUCAUGCGAAAGCGGCCAGAGCGCCGCCGAACAGCAAGAUCGUCAUCUCGUUCUUCUUCAAUGCUCGAGGUGACGAACUGGAGAAGUCAACAAACGGGAUGUAUCGCGCAUUGCUCUCACAGCUGCUUGACAAAGCACCAGAUUUGCAACCGCUCCUCGACGAGUACACCUUGGUCAAUAUUACUUCCGCUAAUGCCAUCGAUUGGACAGAAGAGCAACUCUGCGAUCUCAUGCGUGAAGUGAUCAGCGGUCUCGAAGGUCGUCAGUGCAUGUGCUUCAUUGACGCACUCGACGAAUGUGACGAGCACCAGGUCCGAAAUAUGGUUGAGUUCUUCGAAGAGCUCGGACAAUCAGCUCUAGAGAACCAUGUCAAGCUGCGCAUAUGUUUUGCUAGUCGUCACUAUCCAACGAUUGACACAGCAGAUUGCCUCAAGUUAAUAGUCGAGAACGAGCAGGGCCAUGACGAUGACUUGACGAAGUACAUUCACAAACGUCUCCGAGCUGGGACGUCAAAGCACCUCGACAGCGUAAGAGCACGGUUGAAGCAGAAAGCAAACGGGGUGUUCAUGUGGGUGGUCCUGGUUGUUGACAUCCUGAACAAGGAGUUUGAGCGUGGUUACCUCCCCGCCGUGGAAAAACGACUAAAGGAGAUACCGGCAGGGUUGAGCGACUUGUUUCGAGAUAUGUUACAACGGGACAAUAAACAUCUGGACGAGUUCCGCUUAUGCCUUUCUUGGAUUCUGUUCGCACGCAGACCUCUCGGCAAAGAAGAGUUUUAUUUCGCUAUGGUCGCUGGCCUCGAUCCAGACAAGCUUGCGACACUGACACCUGACGACCUCGAGAGCGAGUUGAUGGAGAAAUACGUGCUCAGUUCCUCGAAGGGACUUGCUGAGCUCACCAAGUCUAAGAAGCCAACUGUGCAAUUUAUUCACGAAUCUGUUCGUGACUUCCUGGUGAAGGAUACUGGGCUUCGCGACAUCUGGUCAGGAAGUCUCCAUGAUCUGAGUGACUUGGAAAGCUUGUGUCAGGACCGCUUAAAGCGUUGCUGUGUGACUUACAUUGACACUGCUGUGACUAGUUCGUGGUACCACACACUGGAGUCGGAUGAAUUACCGAACGCGAAAUCGAAAGAGGCGAAGAGUUUACGGCAAGCCGUGAGCGCACGGUUCCCAUUCCUGGAAUAUGCAAGUCAGAGUGUGUUCUAUCAUGCAGAAGAAGCUGCGAACAACGUCCAGCAGAUCGACUUCCUAAACAACUUCACCCUCAAAACGUGGAUCAAUGCAUACGACGUCUUCGAGAUCCAUAGUAUCCGCAGGUACACACCUGGUGCAAGCAUACAAUACGUGCUCGCGGACCAAAACUGUCCACGACUGCUUCGAUGUUGCGCUCGCCAGGACGAUAUCUGGAGCGAUUCGAAUGAGCGAUACGGGUCGCCAAUGAUCGCUGCCUUG
Molecule: messenger RNA, 1671 nt
Organism: Baudoinia panamericana UAMH 10762
Lineage: Eukaryota; Fungi; Ascomycota; Dothideomycetes; Mycosphaerellales; Teratosphaeriaceae
Exons: 1
Source: RefSeq, a predicted model, not a curated record